This is a messenger RNA of Thlaspi arvense, 2064 nucleotides long. The record is from the annotation of a GenBank genome assembly. Lineage: Eukaryota; Viridiplantae; Streptophyta; Magnoliopsida; Brassicales; Brassicaceae.
AUGGAUCGGAGGAGCUGGCUUUGGCGGAGGAAGUCAUCUGAGAAAAGUCCCGGCGAGACGGAAAGUACAGGCUCACUCUCUUCUCAUUCUGAACGAUUCUCAGACGACCAGAGAUCUCAAUCACCGGAACUAAUCUCUAAACCUGUAACAAGAGAAGAAGAGGCAACGGCGGAUAUCACGAUUCUAACGGAGAGGCUCUCUGCAGCUCUUUUGAAUGUCAGUUUAAAAGAGGAUCUUGCGAAGCAGCAUGCUAAAGUUGCAGAGGAGGCUGUCACAGGUUUGUUGUUUUCACAUGAAUUUUUAUUAUUUGAAAUGGGAUUUAGUGGACUAAUGUACAUGAGCGGGUUUUGCUUGAUUUUAGGUUGGGAAAAGGCAGAGAAAGAAGCUGCGGUUCUGAAGCAACAGCUUGAUGCUUCUGUAAGCAAGGUUUCGGCUCUUGAGGAUCGAAAUAGUCAUCUUGAUAGUGCACUUAAGGAAUGUGUGAGGCAACUCUGGCAAGGAAGAGAAGAGCAAAACCAGAAGAUCGAAGAGGCUAUAACCAAGAAAUGCGCAGAGUGGGAAACUGAAAAAUCUGAACUUGAAUCCCAGAUCGAGGAGCUCCAAGCCAGGAUUCAAAAGGGGGAAGAUGAGGUUGCUACUGCUUCAGCCCACCAAGACCUUUACUCGAAACUUGAGGCUUUAGAGGAAGAGAACUCAGCUUUGAAGCUACAGCUGCUUUCAAAGUCAGAAGAGGUCGAGAUAAGAACUAUUGAGAGGGACUUGAGCACUCAAGCUGCUGAAUCUGCCAGUAAACAGCAGUUGGAAGGGAUUAAAAAGUUGACUAAACUUGAAGCGGAAUGCAGGAAACUGAGAGUCAUGGUGAAGCGAUCCAGUGAACUCAAAUCUUCUGUUUCUAUAGAUAACCAAUCAAACAACUCGGAGAGGGUUUCGUUUAGUGACAAUGAGACGCAGAGUUCCUCUGAAAAGGUCACUGGGAAGACUUCGAUGGCUCCUUCAGUAGACAUCGGUUUGAUGGACGAUUUUCUCGAGAUGGAAAAGCUCGCUGCUCUGCCGCCACAUUCUGAGCAGGGAAGAAAACAUACAGAGAGUAACAUGGGAUUAGGAAAACCUGAUGCACAACUAAAACAUGAACUUGAAACCUCACUUCACAGAAUCUCUGAGUUGGAGGAAAGAGUAGAGAUGGUGGAGGUAGAGAAAUUGCAGUUGGAGAUGGCCUUGAAUGGAUCCAGAGAGCAAAUUGAGGCAUUGCAGAGCCGAUUAAUGGAGACAGAGGAGAAGUUAUCGGAGUUGAAGAAACUAGAACCAGAAAACCAGGAUCUAGAGUUGUCGUUGGGUGAAUCCGAGAAGCAUAUUCAGGAUCUUCAAAGACAGCUAAACAAAGCACAGGUGAAUCUGUCAGAACUAGAGACUACAAGAGCAGAAAACCAGGAUCUAGAGUUGCUGUUGGGUGAAUCUGGAAAGCAAAUUCAGGAUCUUCAAAAACAGCUGAACAAAGCACAAGUGAACCUGUCGGAGCUAGAGACUAUAAGAGCAGAAAAGCUGGAACUGACCAUAUGCUUAAAUGGGACAAGGAAGCAGCUUGAGACAUCGCAAAGUCGGCUAAAGGAAACAGAGAGAAAGUUAACAGAGCUUCAGACUCUGCUGCGUUUAACAAAGGAUGCAAAAGAAGCGGCUGAGGAUGGUGUAAAAGCCGCAAACGCGAAAACAGAAGCGGUUGAAUCAAGAUUCAGAGAUGUUGAAGCACAAGUGGAAUCUUUGAUCUUGAAGAUCGAAUCUUUGGAAGAAAGUAGAGAAAAGGAACGUGCUUUAUCGGCAAAACACAUUUCAAAGUGCGAAGAACUGCGAGAUGAAAUCUCAAAACUAAAACACGAACUCGAGCAUCAUCAAGAAGCAGAGCAUGAGCCUAACCAUUUGAAAGCUUUUGAUGACGAUUAUAAGCUGAAGCAGGAGAAGGAAUUAGCAGUUGCUGCCUCAAAAUUUGCAGAGUGCCAGAGAACUAUUGCUUCGCUGGGUCAGCGACUACAGUCACUUUCCACACUUGAAGAUUUCUUGAUUGAGUCUUGA